AGGUGGGGCCCACGCGGAGUCAACAUGAGGAUCGAGAAAUGUUAUUUCUGUUCCGGGCCGAUCUACCCUGGCCACGGCAUGAUGUUCGUCCGCAACGACUGCAAGGUGUUCCGAUUUUGCAAAUCCAAGUGUCAUAGAAACUUCAAGAAGAAGCGGAAUCCACGCAAGGUCAGGUGGACUAAAGCCUUCCGGAAGGCAGCUGACAAGGAGCUCACGGUGGACAACUCAUUUGAAUUUGAAAAACGUAGAAAUGAACCUGUGAAACACCAGCGAGAGCUGUGCAAUAAAACUAUUGAUGCAAUGAAGAGGGUUGAAGAGAUCAAACAGAAACGGCAGGCUAAGUUUAUAAUGAACAGGUUGAAGAAAAACAAAGAGCUACAGAAGGUUCAGGAUAUCAAAGAAGUCAAACAGAACAUACAUCUUAUCCGGGCUCCUCUUGCAGGCAAAGGAAAGCAGGUGGAGGAAAAAAUGGUACAGCAGUUACAGGAGGAUGUGGACAUGGAGGGCGCUUCCUAAUGGUGCCGCCUGCAGCCAGCCCUGUGCACACUGGAAACCAGUGGAGACUGUCGGUCCCUAAGUUAUUGAUUGGUUACAUAAUGUCCCCCAGGCAAAGGUAACUCGCGUGCUCCUCUCUACAGUGCAGCCUGUAAAAACAUCCAUUGCGGGUUUCAACUCAAUGUUCUGCUUCACUGUGUUAUGCUCACAGAAACAUGAAAGUUUGUGUGUAGAUGAAGGUGUGAACCCUGGACAUAACAUGGUUGAAUUGUUGCUUAAUGGCACCAGGCAGCAUUUCUGCACUGACUAUUAUGCUAGUGUGAAAUUUGUAAUAAAGUAAUA
This is a messenger RNA of Chionomys nivalis (European snow vole), 837 nucleotides long. RefSeq names its product probable ribosome biogenesis protein RLP24. The transcript has a single exon. NCBI's taxonomy places the organism in Eukaryota, Metazoa, Chordata, Mammalia, Rodentia, Cricetidae. The record is from RefSeq and is a predicted model, not a curated record. Gene Ontology annotation, biological process: ribosomal large subunit biogenesis. Gene Ontology annotation, cellular component: nucleolus. The coding region runs from base 25 to 516 and encodes 163 amino acids.